AUGGUCGACCCGAAUGCGGACCUGACAGCGGAAGGGGAACGGCGGGACGACGAGGCGCAAUCGUCGCCAGCGUCAUCUGUGUGCUACCAGACCCCAGACGCCGCCGCCGCUGCAAUACCAAAGGCACCGGUCGAAGGAAGAGAAGAGGAGCAGCAGCAGCAGCAGCAUGGCGAGUCGACGCCGAGUCAAGGCCAUGCAGACCGAGGGGCCACGGUGCCUGUCGACGACGAGAACGACUGCACGCCCCGCUCCGAGGUGCCUUCCGUCCCAGACGCCCUCAACGCCAGUCUCUUAUCGCAGAUUCACACCCUCGACCCUGAGCCCUCGUACUUCUCUCCGCAACCCCUCCGAAUCUACUCGUCGCCCCUUCCCCGCGACACGCCCGCCUCAACCAACCCCUCACCCAGCACGAGCGCACAUGCUUCACAGGCCUCCCUCACCACCGUCAACGAAGCCUCGCACUCGUCGACACCACACCCCGACCGCCCUGCCUUUAUGCGAGACCUCUCGAGUGCAUCCACGGCCAGCAACGUGACUGUACGAGCCAACUCGGUAGACCCCAUCCGCCCCGUCCACCCCUACACCCACGCCCUCCCUUCACACCAGCGCGAUGGGCCAGUCUACCCCAACCAGUCCUAUGCCGCUCUUCACCUGCAGCAAUACCCCCAGCCCCAUGUCCCGCCCAUUGUGCGCUCCCGCAGCUCCCAUCCCGCACACUCGGCCGCCAACUCGCUGUCCAGCCUGGGCGCCUUUGGCCUCUCCCACGAACACUACAGGGACAUCAUGGAGUCGGCUCCACGCACCGUUGGCAACUCUCCUGUGAGCAGCCCCGGCCUCUUCAACCCUACCAACCGACGCCCCUCCCAGGAGCCCGAUCAGCCCGACGACGGCACCUAUUCCACGCCAUGGCUCCACCAUACCCACAGGCAAGCGCCCAAGGAGACCCACAUUGCCGAUGUCCAGGCCGACCCCGUUUCUGGACGCAAGAUCGUCAAUCAGUACGAGAUCAUCGACGAGCUCGGUCGAGGUGUCCAUGGCAAGGUCAAGCUGGGCAAGGACCUGGUCCACGGCCGAUAUGUCGCCAUCAAGAUCGUCGACCGCUAUUCCAAGCGUCGACGCCUCGGCAAGAACAACAGCCAUGAAGACAAGAUCAAGCGCGAGAUAGCCAUUCUCAAAAAGGCCCGUCACCCCAACAUCGUCAGCUUGCUCGAAGUCAUCGACGACCCAGCUAAGAAGAAGGUCUAUAUCGUCCUUGAGCACGUUGAGUUGGGCGAGGUCAAGUGGAGGACCGAGGGUGCUAGGGAGAUCUGCCUCGUCGAAUGGCGUCGCUUCAAGCGUGAGUCUGAAGGCAUCUUCGACAAUGACAGUGCAGCACUGGAAGACGAAAGGAUCAUCCGUAUCGCUCACCAGAAGCUCGCCCGUCAGCAACGUCGCAUGGCCAGGGAGGCACACAUUCGUCGGAAAGACGGUUCCUCCAACCAGCCAUGGAGCCUGGAAUUUGCAACCGACUCGGAAGACGAGUACUCUGAGAACGGACGCAGUUCGGUGGCAUCCCACCGCGAAGAUGAGCGUCCGCUGAGCCGUGUGCAUUUCCGCGAGCGACAAGAUCCCGCAAGUCAUCAUGAAGACCACAUGGAGACUGCUUUCCGAUCGCCUGAGCCAGUGAACAACUCGUGGGCUGAUGGGCUCGAGGGGACUAUGUACGGUCCAUACGACACCGAGCUCAGCCGAGGUCGCGUACCGAGCGUUGCUGGCAGCUCCUCGUCUCGUCUGACCGACCCUGGCGAAGAGAUCCCUGAGCACUUCAACUACGUCCCCUUAAUGACCAUCCACGCUGCCUGGGAAGCCUUCAAAGACACUGUGCUGGGCAUUGAAUACCUACACUAUCAAAACGUCAUCCAUCGUGACAUCAAGCCUGCCAACCUUCUCGUAACCAGGGAGCAUCGCAUCAAGAUCUCCGACUUUGGUGUGUCCUACCUGGGACGGCAAAAGACAGACGAAAGCAAUGGCGAACACUCCGAGUCUGACUAUCAAGAGGUUGACGAAGCUAUUGAACUGGCAAAGACAGUUGGUACCCCAGCUUUCUAUGCUCCUGAGCUCUGCCGUACAGAGAUUGAUGCGGAGACUCCCCUCAUCGACGGCGGAAUCGACAUCUGGGCCCUUGGCGUCACGCUGUACUGCCUCAUCUAUGGUCGUGUGCCUUUUCACGAUACCAACACCUUCACUUUGAUGAAGGUCAUCAGCGAAGAUGAGCCCUACAUCCCCAGGUACCGGUUGAAGCCUGUCGCUGAGCAAUCAAACUCACGGCCCAAUUCACACGGACGCAAUAAUCAGCCGAUGAUGAGCAGCAAGAGAGCACCGCACGACCUCGAGUACGAAGAGGUUGAUGAAAACCUCCGCGACCUGCUCCGACGACUGCUGAUCAAGGACGCGCGUCGCCGCAUUACCAUACCAGAAAUCAAGCGCCACCCGUGGCUACUAUCUGGUAUUCCCAACCACAUCUCGUGGGCUGAAGAGACGGAUCCUAGCAAGUCCUACGACGGAAGAAGGAUCCAGAUUUCCAAAGAAGAUGUCGAGGAGGCCGUCGUUCCUAUUGGCUUUGUCGACCGCCUUCGCUCCGCAGCUAAGAAAACUUCAGAGUUUGUCAAAGGUUUCACAACGCGCAGUUCGGGUUCAAGACGGCGCGCACAGAGCUCAGCUACGAAUCAGGAUGCACCCCCAAGCAUCAGCGCAAACUCUUCGAGCAGUACCAUCAGUCAAGAUGCCCGGCCAUAUGAGGGUCGACGUGGUAGCCUAGCACCCGGCGCUAUCUUGGAGAUUUUGACACGCUCGCGUGAAGCAGAACAUCCACUCUCUCACAGUGUUACAGCAAGCCCAGAGGCAAGAGAACGGUCAAAGUACUUCGAUAGCCCCAACUCCCGUACUGCAUCGCCUGCACAGAACCUUGAGGGCCUGCAGCGACCCCAAAUGCAAGACCGCGCCCUGUCUUCCAUAAGUACUAUCCGCCAAGCGGAUCUGCAACAUACGGGUCGAUCAGCAUCCCCUGGUUUCCCUCCAGCUCUACCUGGCACUCCUAUGGCCUUAGACACACCUGGUGGCUCACAGUUGGGAGGCCUCUUCGGAGGUCUGCCUCGGCGUGUCGUUAACAGCAUGAGAAGCAAAGACAAGUUGAAGCCCCCAAAAGAGCAUAGCCGCGCGAGGUCAAUCGAUAGGCUUGUUGGCGGAGACGACGAUGCCCAUGGCGUGCCAAGCCUGGCAAUUAGCACCACGUGUGCUUCCGGUCAAGUCAAUCAACCUGACGCCCUGAGAGACUUGUCUCCUAUUGCUCGAAGCUCAUCGCCUAGUCAUUCGGAGGCUCCAUCUUUUGGACGUCUUGAUCCCUCGUCGCGGCAAUCUUCACUGUCAUCACUAUCGUCACGCCUUCAUAGAAACUGGGCAGCUAUCAAUAACCUUGAUGUUGGUCCUAGUCUUGCUAUGGCGCCCGACUCCAGGCGAUCAUCGCAGCUGCUUGAAACUGGUGACCAAAGGCCUUCCAGACCUUCCAGUCCUACUUCGAUUGCACGAGAAAAGUCGGAGGACCGUUUUGACCGUGCCAAGGAUGAGUACCGCCGUAGACUCGGGGUAGAACAAUCAGCAGCUCGUGAGAGGUCCAGUUCUGUUACACAACGGCCUCCUUCUUCUCUUGCCCAGACUGCAUGUCCUCCAAGCCCAGAUGAUGAGAUAGCCUUCCGUCAACAGAACGAUCAAGAAAGCUGGCACCGAAACGAUCAGUCCUCUGAGAAUAGCCCUCUCGGUGGAUCAAGCCGCGGUUUGGCUCUUUCUUCUUCCGAAGAUCAAUUCUCUGCAAUGUCUCAAUCUGAGUCAAAUCCAUCAAUUCCCUCGGUUGCGUCGCCCGGCUCCCCCAAUCAAGGUGCAUGCGGAUCGUUCGACGAGCACUCCUGGAUCUCUCCUGUGUCAGGCAAUCAGUUCGAAGCCUCCAUCGACGAUGCCGAUGGCUACGAUGGCGACCAUGCCAUCGAGAGCGAGGAAGAAGAUGAAGACAGUGAUGAUGAGCUAAUCAUGAGCUUUGCUAAGAAGAAGACACCAGUUCCAACUUCGUCACAUCGAAGCAAUUCAGUGUCUAAUGGCGAACUAGCUCGCGCCAGCUUUCAUCGCCGUCGAUCAACUCGGAGUGGGAGCAACGGGACAGUCAAGAAGGUUCCUCCACCUGAGCUAGAGCCAGCGCACGAUGACCGGACAGCCGAGUCACAAUAA
Alternaria atra is the source of this 4254-nucleotide messenger RNA. RefSeq lists its product as uncharacterized. Gene Ontology annotation, molecular function: protein kinase activity; ATP binding. Lineage: Eukaryota; Fungi; Ascomycota; Dothideomycetes; Pleosporales; Pleosporaceae. Gene Ontology annotation, biological process: protein phosphorylation. The record is from RefSeq and is a predicted model, not a curated record. The transcript has a single exon. Bases 1 to 4254 code for a protein of 1417 amino acids.